AUUGAAGGAUGAGGUUCUGAAAAUCAUGCCUGUUCAGAACCAGACCAGAGCUGGACAGCAUACCAGGUUUAAGGCUUUUGUAGCCAUUGGCGACUACAAUGGCCAUGUUGACCUAGGUGUCAAGUGCUCCAAGGAAGUGGCCACAGCUAUUCGUGGUGCCAUUUUUCUGGCCACACUGUCCAUUGUUCCUGUGAGAUGUGGCUACUGGGGGAACAAGAUUGGCAAACCUCUCACAGUGCUCUGCACGGUCACUGGUCAUUGUGGAUCAGUUCUGGAACACCUGAUCCAAGCCCCCAGAGGUACUGACAUUGUCUUAGCUCCUGUGCCUAGGAAACUGCUGCUGCUGACUGGAAUUGAUGAUUGCUACACUUCUGCUAGGGACUAUACUGCUACUCUGGACAACUUUACUAAAGCUACUUUUGAUGCCAUCUCCAAAACAUACAGCUACCUAACCCCAGACCUGUGGAAAGAGACUGUUUUCACCAAGUCUCCUUAUCAGGAAUUCACUGACCAUCUUGUGAAGACUCACACUUGAGUGUCUGUCCAGAGGACCGAAGCAGCUGCUGUGGCCAUCACAUAAAUGUUUUUUUUUUUAUAAACAAGGAAUAAAUUGA
Messenger RNA from Monodelphis domestica (gray short-tailed opossum), 614 nucleotides. Lineage: Eukaryota; Metazoa; Chordata; Mammalia; Didelphimorphia; Didelphidae. The record is from RefSeq and is a predicted model, not a curated record.